This is a messenger RNA of Sinocyclocheilus grahami, 534 nucleotides long. Its product is annotated as secretory carrier-associated membrane protein 5-like. The record is from RefSeq and is a predicted model, not a curated record. Lineage: Eukaryota; Metazoa; Chordata; Actinopteri; Cypriniformes; Cyprinidae. Gene Ontology annotation, biological process: protein transport. The transcript is spliced from 4 exons. Bases 223 to 510 code for a protein of 95 amino acids. Gene Ontology annotation, cellular component: recycling endosome membrane; trans-Golgi network membrane.
GUAGUCAUUGAUGUGUCUGGAUAUGCGAGGAAUGUGUUAACUCAAUGAAGAUUACAAGAAACUGAAGAAACGAGCGUCUCUGCUUCCUUUAGUUUGUGCUGUGCUUGGUUUGCUGUGAAAGAGUGCUUAAGCAUGCACUAGAAGUCAUGUUACUGUAGGGCUCUCGGUGUGCAGGACAAGUUUCACAGCUCUUAAGCACAACUAGCCAACACCAGUUUCCCAAUGGCUGAGAACAACUUUCCUCCUCUGCCUGGCUUUAUUCCUCUGAAGCCGUGCUUCCACCAGGACUUUGAGGAGAUUCCUGACCAGCACCGCACCAUGUGCAAGAGACUCUACCACCUGUGGAUCUUGUACGGCGUGACGCUGCUGGUGAAUUUCUUGGGCUGUAUGGCGUGGAUGUUUGGAGGAGGAGGAGUGACUAACUUUGGCAUGUCCAUCAUCUGGGUUAUUCUCUUCACCCCCUGCUCUUACGUGUGCUGGUUCAGACCCAUUUACAAUGCCUUCAAGUGAGCAUCGGUUUACCUGUUUAUUAUC